CGCGCUCCUCAAUGUGCGUGUGUCUGUCUCUCAGACCUUCACCAACACAAGACUCUCCUGCUGUCAUUUAAAACCAGCCUCCUUUAGGUUUGCCUGAUCAAACCCAAACCAUGGGAAUCGCCCUUUGUGUUUAACCAGACCUAAAGAGAGAAAUAUAAUCCGAAAAAAGUGGAUAAGAUGCUAAAUGACCAUUGAGACUCAUGAAGAAUAAGGAAUUAAGAAGAGGAGAUGAAUGGAGCAGCCUCCCACACAGCAAGACAGAGUGUGAGUGAAGGUCGAUCUUAUUGUUCUUCCCCCUGUGGCAAACAUUGUGACUAAUAACGAAGUGAGGCACGAUGAGUGGCCAUAUCUGGGCUGCACUGCUCUUUCUGUUCAUGUGCCCAGAGCUCGGGGGAAGCAGUGCUCCACUAAAAAGAUGGAAGAGUGAGGAAACCGCAAGGAAAGAAAGUUUGGUGGAGCAUCUAGACGUGGAGGAAAAGCAAAGUGAGAUGCCAUUUGCCAACACAGCAGGAACACCAACUUUAGCAAAGAAAAAUGAAGAUAAUUUGAGGAUUUUACCAAAAAGCAACAAAGACAAAACAGAGUCUUUAUCAGGACUGCAUCAAGCACAGAUUGAAGAAACUGCAAAAUCGGAAUUUGAAAUCAGAGUGACUCCAGUUUCGUUGUCUGGCACAAGUGUGAACACAGAUUCUACUCUACGUAAUGAAAGUAAUUAUUAUCCCAAAUCUAAAGAUAUCCCUGAAAUCACAAAGACUAAGGUAUCAACUCUAACCCAGGACUCCAAAAUAUCUAGAUCUCAUGAUCAUUUCGUUCCUGCUGAACUAACUCCUGCAGUAGAUGAAAAUAAACCUGACAGAUCCACUCUGAAUGGCUCAUCUGAUGCCAGCGUGAUACUUCUGAAGCCAGCGUCUGGGUUAAAUAGCAAUCAGGAAGUGCAAACUGUAAUGAUGGGCAACCAGGAGUCAGACAGCAGUGGUGAUUUCCAUGGGACCUUUACUGGUCCAAAUUUGGAGGAGAUGCCUUCACAAUCCCGCAGCCGAAGAAGCUGGAUCUGGAACCAGUUUUUUGUGAUAGAGGAAUAUAGUGGACCAGAACCAGUUCUGAUUGGACGGCUUCACUCAAGUGUGGACAGAGGUGAUGGACGAACCAAAUACAUAUUAAAAGGUGAGGGGGCCGGUUCGGUGUUCGUCAUUGACAGCAGAACGGGGAACAUCCACGUCACCAAACCCCUAGACCGUGAGGAAAAGGACCAGUACCGCCUUAUCGCCACGGCAACAGACCGGCAGACCGGCCGAGCCCUGGAGCCCUCAUCCCAGUUCAUCAUCCGUGUGCAAGACAUCAAUGACAACCCGCCUCUGUUCCUGGGCAGCCCGUACAGCGCCACCGUGCCUGAGAUGGCCAACAUUGGCACAUCGGUUAUUCAAGUGACAGCCACAGAUGCUGAUGACCCAACGUAUGGGAAUAGUGCCAAACUUGUGUAUUCAGUGAUUCAAGGCCAGCAGUACUUCACCGUGGACCCGCAGUCAGGUAUCGUGCGCACAGCAGUGCCUGACAUGGACAGGGAAGCUCAAGCGCAGUACCAGGUGGUGCUCCAGGCCAGAGACAUGGGUGGCCAUCAAGGGGGUCUGACAGGGACCACCACUCUCACUGUGCACCUCAGUGACGUCAAUGACAACCCGCCCCGCUUCACUCAAAGUAUGUGGUCGUUUUCUGUCUCUGAGCUGGCCGUCCCCGGGGUGGAGAUCGGUCGUCUGUCGGCAACAGAUGCAGACCUGGGUGAAAACGCUCGGAUGGAUUUUAUGAUUGUGGACGGAGAGGCAGGGGACACCUUCAACAUAACUGGAUUGAACCAGGAGGCUGUGAUUUUGUUAAACAAGGCCGUGGACUAUGAGAGGCGAAGCACUUACUCUCUCGCGGUGGAGGUACAAAACCCAAAUGUGGACUCGCGGUUCCUCAGACGAGGUCCGUUCAAGGACCGGGCAAUGGUGCGCAUCACGGUUCUGAAUGCAGACGAGCCGCCCAAGUUCUCCCGCUCGCGGUACCGGCUGGAUGUGUCGGAAAACUGUCCUCCGGCAUGUGUGGUGGGAAGAGUGGCCGCCGUGGACCCGGAUACAGGCCUCAGUAACAACAUUAAGUACUCAAUUGAUCCCGAGUCGGACCCCGAGGCACUGUUCCGUAUCGCCUCUGACAGUGGCCUCAUAACCACCAGCGUGGAAUUGGAUCGGGAACAGGAGCAAUGGCAUAACAUUACCAUCAUCGCCACACAGAGAGACAGCCCCAACCAAGUCACCAGGGUAGCGGUUGCCAUAGAGACGCUGGACCUCAAUGACAACGCCCCCGAGUUGGACCGACAAUACAACACGGCCGUGUGCGACUCCAGCGCAGCUGGACAGGUGGUGCAGGUGAUUCGAGCAACGGAUAAAGACCAAAGCAGCUCCAACUCUCCCAUCCACUUCAGCAUUCCCACAGAGUCCAGCAGCGCGCUCAACUUCUCCAUCAGAGAGCGGGGAGACCACACGGCGAGUCUGGUGCUCCUGUCGUCCCUGAAGGCUGUUCCUCGCUCCUCUUCUUUACCUACUCUAAAAAUACCCAUAAUGCUCCGUGACAGUGCGUCAGACCUCAGCAGCACAGGAACGAUUACCGUAACAGUGUGUCCGUGCCAAAAUGGAGGCAUGUGGGCGGAAGAACGAAAACAACAAACGGAUGAGAAUGAUAAGGCGUCUGUGCCGGACUGGGAGAGACAGACUGCAUGUUUGCCUUUACCGUCAAACUCCCCGCUGCUGGGCGUCAGCUCGGCCGCCAUGCUGGCCAUCCUGGCCUGCGCGUCCACUCUGCUGGUGGUGGCGGCGCUCUCGCUAUCAUUGCGAAGGCAGAAACGGGACACUCAGUCUCCUGUGGAGGACGAUGAGAUCAGGGAGAACAUCAUCACGUAUGAUGAUGAAGGAGGCGGCGAGGCAGACACGGCCGCUUUCGAUAUCGCUACCCUGAAGAGCGCCCCUCCGAGCAUGCGCAGGGCACAGCGGCUUCAGGACAGCAAGAAUAUGUAUUCUCAGGAUAACUUGGACAGCAUCAGAACCUUCAGUUGGAGUCAGAGUUUGGGUUUGGACCCACGCCGUCCUGCCUCUGCACCCCUCUAUGGACGGUACUGCUACAGCAUCCAGACCCUUCCAGCUUCAAGAAACAGACUCGGCCCAUUCAACUCCAGGCUUGAUCUCGCCAAACUGGCAUAUGUUCUUCCUGGCAGCCAAGGCCAGGCCGGUGGCCCUUUAGAAUCCGGUUCUGUAUUUAUUGACAAGAGCAGAGAUGGAUCAGAACAUAAAAGAGCAGAUGGAUCCACCGACAGCAUUCCAAAAGAGAGCGAGACAGGAAGUGAGGUCAUCUCUGAAAGCCACACACUAAGCCAGGAUCAGUCUGUGAAUUCGGACCAGGUUCUGUUCGUGAAGGGCUCCAGCCAGAGCGGUUCCUGUUCAGAGUCCUCCAGCACUUCUGUGAGCCAUAAACCCGAGGCAUCUCCUCACUGCUUGACCACACGAGCCUCUAUUUCCACCAUCACCACAGACGACUCAAACCCUGGCUCGGCUUUGGACAAGAACGGGGACGCUCCACUCAUCAGCACCAGCCAGAGCUCAACCAGCCUGGGCACGACGGAGAUGCCGUUCAGAACGAUGGAAGGUACUUUACUGAGAGGCGGCCGAGGGAUACCUUUGACCGGGACGACACUUCUUUACCCUGAGACUGCUGGACUAAUGGGCUUGUAUGGGGUGGGCGGACAGAACUAUGUACCACACCUAGUGAUGCCCCUCCCUGGAGGGGCGGGACUUCAUGAAAGAGGUUGGGGCUUGGGGAAUGGAAAGGUUGGCCAAGCAAACGCUGAAAAGGCAGGCGCAGAUUCACUGACAAACCGUAUGGGUGAUUUCCUGCAGCACCGUCUAGCCCUGGUGACCUUUGACCCCAUGCAGCCACCAUACGACUCGCUGCAGACGUACGGAUUGGAGGGUGGCGGCUCACAGGCCACGUCUCUCAGCUCGCUCGAAAGUGAGGCCGAAAAAGAUACAGGGGGACAGAAACACAGAUUUGAGGAGUGGGGACCCAAGUUUGACAGGUUGCUUGAUAUUUUCAGGGAGCGAGCGAAAGAAAAAGAGGAUAAUGAAAAACACCAGGGUGAGUGUUUAAAAGAAGAACAUCUGGUAGAGGAAAUGAACAAGACCGAAGACGAGAGUGAGACAGAAAUGAGAAAAGAGGAUUUGAACAAGACACUGCAGGCCAAGAAGGAAAAUACAGAAGAACUGGAAGCAAUGCACUAAAAAGGAAAUGGGAGCAAUGAGGGAGGAUGUGAUGUCACAUCGUGAGCUUUCAAAAGCAAUAAGUGCUGAAAGGAGCCAAUGAGCACAAUCUGGAAAAAGAGAAUUUUAUAUGGACCUGCCAAAAACCAACAUGUCAGUGUUUGAGAGGAGCAGAGAGUCUUAUGUAAGUCACUCGUGUUCAGUUGACAUCCAGCCACACACAGUGCUUACGCUGUAAAAUACAAACAUCAUCUUUAUCUAAAUCUUUGAAUUCUUAGAUUUUCAAUGUUGUCUCAGACUUUUAUACCCAGGAUUAACAUGGUGAUCAGAGCAACAGUUUUUAUUGUCUCACAAUGUGAAAAAGAUGACAGACAUGGCUUUUUUACAAUCUGCUUGAUGGAUUUAAUCAACAGUACUAUCUGAUUAUUUAUCAAAUAUCAG
Messenger RNA from Carassius auratus (goldfish), 4724 nucleotides. RefSeq names its product cadherin-11-like. NCBI's taxonomy places the organism in Eukaryota, Metazoa, Chordata, Actinopteri, Cypriniformes, Cyprinidae. The record is from RefSeq and is a predicted model, not a curated record. The transcript is spliced from 14 exons. Gene Ontology annotation, cellular component: catenin complex; plasma membrane; adherens junction. The coding region runs from base 336 to 4304 and encodes 1322 amino acids. Gene Ontology annotation, molecular function: beta-catenin binding; cadherin binding; calcium ion binding. Gene Ontology annotation, biological process: cell migration; multicellular organism development; adherens junction organization.